Messenger RNA from Penicillium samsonianum, 1311 nucleotides. RefSeq lists its product as uncharacterized. The transcript is spliced from 2 exons. Bases 1 to 1311 code for a protein of 436 amino acids. Gene Ontology annotation, molecular function: DNA endonuclease activity; flap-structured DNA binding; crossed form four-way junction DNA binding. Gene Ontology annotation, cellular component: mitochondrion. The record is from RefSeq and is a predicted model, not a curated record. NCBI's taxonomy places the organism in Eukaryota, Fungi, Ascomycota, Eurotiomycetes, Eurotiales, Aspergillaceae.
AUGCUUGAAAUCAGCACAAUUGCAGCGCAUCGCGCGCGCAACGGGCAUCCAAUCGUCCGUCUAAGCCAAGAUCGACAGGUCGAUCGGCCGCAGCUAGGGUCGACAAAAUCUCGCUCAACCAAGACAAAGACAAACAACAAGUCAGCAGACUUGUCGAAAUCAAAUCCCGCACAACCAUGGAGCAUCCUCAGCAUCGAUAUGGGGAUUCAAAACCUCGCUUUCGCGCAUCUGCGAGUUCCCCGCUCUGGGGUUCAGGUUCCAGGUGGCGGCAUAGACGCAGCGCAUCCCCCAAUACCGGAGUUAACAGCCUGGCACCGACUUGCUGUUUCGGAAAUAUCAAGUUUGAACUUAAUACCCGGGGAUAAGACUAGUAUAAUCAAACCCGGUGAACCAAGAUCAGGAUCUGGUGACGCGACAGAAUCACCCCAAGCCAUUCUCCCAAUAGAAACGGGAAAAAACAUCCCUGUCAAGACCGCCAAAUUUACAAAAGAAAAAGAUUCCUUCUCCCCAGACCUCUACGCCGCAAAUGCAUACACCCUAAUCUCAUCACUCAUAGCUGCAUACCGUCCCACACACGUGCUCAUAGAGCGCCAGCGUUUCCGUUCAGGCGGCGGGAGUGCCGUGCUUGAAUGGACGCUGCGGGUUGGAGUGCUGGAGGGCAUGUUGUAUGCCGUUCUGCAUACGCUACGGCAGGAGCGAGGCGGGGAAGUUGCGGAUUUGGUUGUUCGGGGUGUUGAGCCGAGACGGGUAGUCAGGUAUUGGCUUGAGGGAGGUUCUGGUUCUGGGUCAUCAGAUCCAGGGAAAGGAGACACGGAUGAAAAAUCCGAAGUCGAGAAACAGACGAAAAAGAAGAAACCCAAUGCGCGAGAAGUGAAAAAGGCUAAGAUCGAUCUUGUUGGACGGUGGGUUUCUGCUGCGAUGCAGAAUACCAAUGCUUGUCCGGAGACGGACGAUGGGCUUGGGAAACUGGAGCUCGGUAUUGCUGCCGACAAUAAGAUCGUGCUCGCGGAUAAAUCUGAGUGUCCUGCUCUGCAUAGUGUUGUGGGUGCGUAUAUGCGGAAAUCGCAGGGCCAGACGCAGACGUUGAAGAAGGGGAGAGGGAAGGGGUCUCGUGCUCAGAAGAGUGGAUCUCUUUCUCCAUUGCCUGUAUCCCCUCAUUCCGAUAUGGUGGAUGAGGUGGCUGCUGUUGAUCCGGGGAAACUCGAUGAUCUGGCGGAUUGUUUGUUGCAGGGUGUGACGUGGGUUGAAUGGCAGAUUAUGCGGGAGCGGAUUGCAAGGGAAGGGGUUGAGGCGUUGGAUUCGAUACCGUAG